CUCGCCACCAUGAAGGUGGAAGCGGGAGACAACUCCAUGAUCAACCUGUCGGUGCAGCAAGUGCUGAGUCUCUGGGCUCACGGCACCGUCCUCCGCAACCUCACCGAGAUGUGGUACUGGGUUUUCCUCUGGGCUCUCUUCUCCUCUCUCUUUGUCCAUGGUGCUGUGGGAGUACUAAUGUUUGUGAUGCUGCAGAGGCAUAGGCAGGGGAGGCUGAUUUCUGUCAUUGUGGUCAGCAUUGGAUUUCUGGGUUCUGUAACUGGAGCAAUGAUAACCAGUGCUGCAGUAGCUGGAAUUUACAGAGUAGCAGGAAAGAAUAUGGCUCCCCUAGAAGCUCUUGUCUUUGGUGUUGGACAGACAGUACUGACGCUAAUUAUCUCAUUUUCAAGAAUUCUGGCAACACUUUGAGACUUACAUAGAAGGAGGAAACAAAAUAUCAACUAGUUUAAAGAAAUCUUUUCUCUGGAAAGAAACUUCCCAAGAGUGGAUUCAUCAGCUACAAACUUGAAUUCUAGUGCAAGAGAAAGGAAGGUAUGUGGAACAUGCACUACAAACCUAGAGGCUCAGUCAAAUGAAUAGAUUGUCCUCUAGUGUCUGAACUGUCGUACUUCUGCACUGCGCCUGAUGUGCCUCAGUCAUAGGCAAGGUUCAACUCUGUGUCAAAGCUGAGACAAAGCACCUUGAGUAGCUGCCAGUUAAUGCUUGGUUGAUGGUAUUAUUGUUCUUGACAGUGUUGUAAUGAAAUAAAGGGACACUGCUGGAAGUUGCUGUACGUGCCAAACUUGGUGGUUAGUUGGCUGGGUAAGCUUUGAAAUGGUAAUUCUAGAAGGGUGCUGUGAGCGUACACUCUGUCUGAAUUUGGGUAAAGUAGUUGGAUAGCUGUCUUUUGUAUUAGCAAAGUCUUGCUGAGUGCUGAAUAUUUUUAUUCAAGCCAACUGUUCAGUCUGUUUCCAAGUGUAGCUGAAUCUUGAGGGGGCUUAAGAGCCGCAGUUUUAACAACUCUGAUGUAAUUAUAAUUAGCACGAUGUGUAGAAUGGCUCAUGGCAGUUUUCUGAAGCUCAGCACAUCGUUUAUUCCUGGGUUUAGCUCAGCAGAAAUCAGUUGUUUAAGGAAGCUGUAUGAGGGCUAAGUACAAUCUGGUGUGUAUUCACAAACAAAUCUUAAAUUGAUGCUUUCCUUGAAAUUAUUUUGUCUUAAACACACAGAUGGUUCCCAGCCCUUCUGAAAACCUCCGAAAGGGUUUGCUCAUUGCAAAUAAGCUCUCUCUAUUUAUUUAAGCACUGAUAGGACUCUUAUCCCUAUGCAUAUUCUUUCAAGAACACACAAAUGUAACAGACUUCAGGAGACCAUACCUAUGAGGAAAAUGGAAAGGGAUAUAUAAAUACAAUGUACUGGUUUUCUACCAAACAAAAAUGUCAUGUUUCAUCGUUGUAACUAUACUCCCAAAGUUUGGAAGUGGGGCAGCACUGAUGUAUUUACUACCUUUUUUUUCUGAACACUUUGUAUCUUUGGAAAGAUUAAGGUACUUGGAACUUUGAAACAACUUAGCUUUCAGUAGAAUUUGUGCUUUUCUAGUUCAAAAGGGAUGGUAGUGUUGUGCAUGUGAAGUGUCUUAAAUGUGAAUGUUUUGGAGUGGAUAUAAAUUUUAAGUCUUAAUUGCUAUUUAUGAAAUGCAAAAUUCAAAGGGCACAAAAAUUUCUGUGUGAGGAGGAGCGAAGAACUUUUUACAUCCUUCAGCUGAAUGCUUUUCAGCAGUUGGCUUUUAAUGCUGAUAGGAAGAGUAAAUUGCUCACAGGUUUUGCUGUUAAGAUGUCAAAAGGACUUUCAGGACUGUUGAAGACCCUGGCACCUACUGCACAGCCAAAAAAUACGGUGAAAACACAACUUACAAUCCAGUCAUUGCUUCAAAAAAAAUAGAAUUAACUUGUCUGCCUUUAUUUUAUUCCACAUAAACCUGUGAUAUUUUUUUAAGUGUUAAGGAGGCUGAUAUUUGUUUAAAGGUAUAUGUCUUGUUUGGGGAAAAGUAUGAAGUCACAGGCUUUGCAGGGAACAAGGUAAACUACAGGUCUAUAAACCAUUUCUGUGUGAUAUUUUUUGGCUUUGAAUUGCUUUAAAUUGUGGUUGAAUAUGUUCUCAUUAUUCUGAAUGUCUCCAGAAGCUUAUUUAUUCUUCACAGGUUGGGGUUUGUUUGUCUUGUGGGUUUUACUUUCUGCUGAUACUUGUUGGUAUAACAAGCAUUGCACUUUAGACAAUGAAAUUAUGACAUCUGUAAAAGGCAAUUUAAACUUUCCCCCGUUGUCUUAAAUGAUGAGAACUGGUUUCAGGUAUUUAAGUCAAGUUGAAUAAUAAAAUAUUUGAAGAUAUUUCUCCUAAUGUGCCU
Molecule: messenger RNA, 2380 nt
Organism: Dryobates pubescens (Downy woodpecker)
Lineage: Eukaryota; Metazoa; Chordata; Aves; Piciformes; Picidae
Gene: TMEM170B
Product: transmembrane protein 170B
Exons: 3
Coding region: 10-408 (132 amino acids)
Biological process (GO): negative regulation of canonical Wnt signaling pathway
Cellular component (GO): plasma membrane
Source: RefSeq, a predicted model, not a curated record